CGUGAUUGGUUUGUGUAUUGUAAAGGAGCAAAUAUGGCGGCAAUUAGCACCAAACAGAAGCUUUUGCAGCUUAUUGAAGACACAGAAAUAAUAUCUAAGGAAAUAUUUGAACUUAUGAGCACACCAAAACAACAACAGCGAGCUGAUGCACCCGAGACCCAGAAAUUAAUGGAACUUUUGGUUUUAAAAGAUAAAGAAAUAAAGGAGAAUCUAAAAAUAGCUGCAGAACAAGCCGAGAUACAGAAAACUGUGGAUGAACUGAAAACAGAAGUGGAUAAACGUGACACAGAUAUCAGGAACCUUCAGAAGAAUCUCAAAGAAGCUGAAACUAUAUUGUCAACUGCUAUCUAUCAAGCCAAACAGAAGCUGGAAGCCAUUAGACAAGCAAAUAACAAGACUAUAUCUUCAGAGGAACUUAUAAAGUUUGCACACAAGAUCAGCGCCAGUAAUGCUGUUGCAUCGCCACCGACUUGGACACCAGGUGAUCCUAGGAGGCCAUAUCCCACUGACUUUGAAAUGAGACUUGGUUUCCUCGGGAAAUGCAGUGGUGACCUACCGAUCAACGGUCAACAGUUACAGUCUCAGGGGUCGUAUGGAGAACCCAUGUCCAGUAAUAGGACAUCGGCCGGACUAGGAGAACCAACAUCUGCAAGCACACCUUCCUCAGUAUCUUCAUGGCAACCGCCACCGGAGUUACAUCAUUCCUUGUCAACAGGAAGUGGGGGAGCGUCAGGUUUCCUGACGGAGAUAAAAGGACAUAACAAGGAAAAUGAGGAUGUGGGCUUCAUGUCUAGUGACUCGUCUAGUAGUUCAUCAAGUGAUGAAUAAAAUGUGGAAUAUUUAUUGUCAA
Messenger RNA from Mizuhopecten yessoensis (Yesso scallop), 850 nucleotides. RefSeq names its product mediator of RNA polymerase II transcription subunit 4-like. Gene Ontology annotation, molecular function: transcription coregulator activity. Gene Ontology annotation, cellular component: core mediator complex; mediator complex. The coding region runs from base 34 to 828 and encodes 264 amino acids. The transcript is spliced from 6 exons. The record is from RefSeq and is a predicted model, not a curated record. Gene Ontology annotation, biological process: regulation of transcription by RNA polymerase II. Lineage: Eukaryota; Metazoa; Mollusca; Bivalvia; Pectinida; Pectinidae.